This is a messenger RNA of Myripristis murdjan (pinecone soldierfish), 2018 nucleotides long. RefSeq names its product ELMO/CED-12 domain containing 2 (gene elmod2). Gene Ontology annotation, cellular component: membrane. Bases 280 to 1176 code for a protein of 298 amino acids. The record is from RefSeq and is a predicted model, not a curated record. Lineage: Eukaryota; Metazoa; Chordata; Actinopteri; Holocentriformes; Holocentridae. Gene Ontology annotation, molecular function: GTPase activator activity. The transcript is spliced from 9 exons.
UUAUAUGUUCAGUCCGACGAAAUCCCUCUAUAUGUACGGUUAAUGGCUUUUAUGAACAUUACUAACCGUUGCAAAGCAGACGCGCUCCUGAACGCAGCCCAACCAGAGUGAGAGAGUGGCUGUUGUCAACAGAGACGCUGCGAACAUAGCAACACCGUGGUGGCUAGCUAGGUUAACUUCAACUAUAUUUUCCAUUUCUGGUCACCCUGUCUCCUCCCAGAGAAGGUGGUCAUCACAUAUUCACCUCGACUGCUUGCUUGUGGUCAAUAUUUGGAGAAAAUGCUGGGAUACAUUUGGCAGUAUUUCUACGCAUCCUUCUUCCGAUACUGGCUGAAGUGGUUCAUCAGGCAAGUGACUGGGAAAUGUGAGCUGCAGAGGAUAUGCUCAGGCUACAAACCAGGGGCUACAAGGACGACAAAAGCAGAGUACUCUCUCCAGUCGUCAAAAAACAAGGUUUUACGAAAUGCUUUACAAGCCAGCAGCGAUGAUUUGGAACAAUGUGUGGACCAAAUCAUGCAGGAAAAGAACGUCAAAGCCCAGAAAGAUCCCAGGUUCAAGGAAAGUCUACAGCUAUGUCUUUUUCAGAUAACAGGAUACAAAAGCCUGUAUGCAUCUGUGGAGGACUUGAGAAAGGAAGUCUUUGACUCAGAGAAAUUAGAGCAUGAGACCAUGCUUUUGAAGCUAUGGGACCUUUUGAUGCCGACAGUGAAACUGGAGUCGAGGGUAACCAAACAGUGGGGAGACAUUGGAUUCCAAGGAGACGACCCAAAGACUGACUUCAGAGGAAUGGGCUUGUUGGGCCUGAUCAAUCUCGUGUUUUUCAGUGAAAACUACACAGAUGCAGCCCGUCAGGUGUUGUUUCAUGCAAACCAUCCCAAACUAGGGUAUUCAUACGCCAUAGUUGGGAUCAACUUGACAGAGAUGGCCUACAGCCUUUUGAAGAGUGGCGCUUUGAAACCCCAUUUCUACAACACAAUACUUGGGAAGCCUGAGCUCCAGCACUUUCAUCAGCUUUACUGCUAUCUGGCAUAUGAAUUUGAUAAAUUCUGGGUGGCAGAGGAACCAGAGAGCAUCAUGCAGUUCAAUCACUACAGGGAGAAGUUCCACAGCCAAGUCAAAGCACAGCUACAGGAUCCCAACGUGUCCUUGACAUUGACCGUCCACCCUAAAAACUGAGUUUAUCCAGGAAUAACCUCUGACUUCUCUGUAGCCCCUGACCUCGUUUCACCGCGUGUGAGCAGCCAAGAAGGCUGCCGAAAUGCUAACAUCACCGACCAAGCAACCUGGAGCUGUUCAGACCUCUCAAGUAUUCCUCAAAUAGAUAAAACCCUCCAUCAUUUGUUUUUGCAAUCCAGUUGGGUCAUCUUUUAGCAUUACAGUGAUACUGUAGUUAGGGGCUUUACAUUAGAGCACAAAUGUACCAUCCUAUACCUCAGAAAUAAUGAGCAUUCCUGUUACUAACUGUGCUAAAUAAAGGGGAAAUGAGAGCCGUUGCAGAGGAUUGUAAUGAUUAGGGUGCUGUAGUGUUUUUUUGUAAGGAUUUGUGCACUUUUCAACAAGCAGGCAACCAAAUUGUUGCAAUUUAAAGACAGCUAUAAACUGAAUAAUAACAUGUCAACUACAAUGUUUUGAGCUGUGUCGUGUGUAUUUAUAUAAAAUGCCUACUCUCACAAUUGUCCUGCUCAGGAAUUUAAUAUUUUUGUCCCGAGUUCAAGGCUAUACGUGAGUGAAGUAAUGAAUAAUUUGCGUUUUUGACGUUCCAUUGUGUUGCCGUUUUUGUAAACUUUGUGCAUGUUUUAAUGUGUUUCAACUGAUACCAUUAAUGCCAUCUGUAUUCUAGGUGAUGUGGAAAUCAUAAUGGUUGUCUUUUUACCCAUUUCACACAUUUGUAUGUGAUCCAAGACUGAUUUUACAUUUUAUUUGCCUGUUGUUUUAUGCUGUUGUUUGCUUUUGAGUAAGAUUUGUAAAAAUGAACAUAGAUUGCUCAAAGUUGAAAAAUAGACAUUCUGACGCUUUUA